Penaeus chinensis is the source of this 795-nucleotide messenger RNA. RefSeq lists its product as uncharacterized. Gene Ontology annotation, biological process: DNA integration. The coding region runs from base 1 to 795 and encodes 264 amino acids. Lineage: Eukaryota; Metazoa; Arthropoda; Malacostraca; Decapoda; Penaeidae. Gene Ontology annotation, molecular function: nucleic acid binding. The record is from RefSeq and is a predicted model, not a curated record. The transcript has a single exon.
AUGACAGAGGAAGCACCCACCAAACCCUUUGAGUCUGUGUCAGCAGAUUUUUUCAGUGCAGCGGGGAAGUCUUUCCUUGUGUACGUUGACCGACUCUCAGGAUGGCCUGUGAUAGCAUGCUGUGGCACUGACACUAUAGCUGCCGCCACUAUUAGUUUCUUCAGAAGAUUCUUCCGUGACCUAGGAAUCCCUCUUCGGCUACGCACUGAUGGUGGACCUCAGUUUUCGAGCCGAGAUUUUAACGACUUUCUGUGUCGAUGGGGUGUUCGCCAUGAUACAUCCUCUCCCCAUUAUCCACAGAGUAAUGGUCAUGCAGAAGCUGCAGUGAAGGCAGUGAAACACCUAAUUAUGAAGGUCGCCCCUUCUGGUAUCCUGAAUGAAGCUUUUGACCGUGGAUUGUUGGAACUCCGUAAUACACCAAGUCAGGAUGGCCGUUCUCCUGCACAAGUUUUGUUUGGCCACCCUCUACGUUCCUGUGUUCCAGCCCACAGCUCAUCUUUUGCUCCAGAAUGGCAAGCAAAGACAGAAGAAUGUGAUCGCCGUGCAGCUAUGAGGACGCAAGCUGCUAAGGCAUUGUACAUCUCGCACGCCAGACCAUUACAGCCACUGCAGAUUGGAUCGCAAGUCCGAAUACAAGAUCCUGUCUUCAAGCGAUGGAAUAAAGUAGCUGUAGUUAUGGGACUUGGCCGGAGCCGCGACUACCUUCUCCGGACGCCUUCAGGACGAGUGCUUUGGAGAAAUCGUCGGUUCCUUCGCGUUGUGCCCAUUCCACCCCGUGCACCUGUGGAGGACUAG